GUAGUUGACAACACAGAACCUGCAUCGCUCAAGGGAUAUCCCCGUUUCGAACCAUUGAUGUUGUGGCAAAGAAUCGUAAAAACAAAAGUUCGUUUAGUCGGCAAAACGAAAGCUUAUAAGAGGAGGGUUGCUUUUAUCGAGGUAUAAAAAUGAAGAAGGACAAAAUUGAGGAGAAAGAAGAAAAACCCAUGUUGAUGCUCGUCGUCGUCUCGACAAGCUUUUCUGAACAUCGAGCACUUUUAACUGCUACUGGUGCACUAUCCAUUCUUAAAGGUGGAACUACAGAAGAAGAAUUCUUAGAGGAGUACAACGUGUUGCACAGCUUGUAAAGCAGAAAAGUUUAUUGAUGUUAAAACCAGGAGCAGCACUGCACCUAUAAUCAGCAACAUACUACAACAAGCAGCAGAAAUACAUCACAGCCGGAAGAAGGGGCAAGAAAGAUCGCAAUUUAACGAGCAGCUGUGCGCUCGCUUUCUCUCAGGUGGCGAGAAGAAAAGAGAUGCACGUUGGAGAAGGACCAGCAAGUAGUGCAUCUUCAUCUUCUUCGAAGAAAAACAAGAUGUUGGAGCACUCAGACUCUACCAUGGAUGCUCUUACCAGCAGAAUGAGAAGCACUGGAAGCAGAAGUAGUAAGGAAACCAGAAGGCACCAGAUUUUUGCUACUUCUUCUACACAACAUCAAACUAUCUCAUUCUCAGCGAAGAAGAUGAUGACAUCUUCUUCUUCCUUCCGAGCAUCGUCGAAGCACCUCUUUGGCUUAUUGUCUUCGUUGCUUCUUCUACUAUUCACCUCGUCUGCCUUGGCUCUUCACAUGAGGAAAAUCGAAAAGCAACCUACCUUCAACUACGACGACUUGAAGUUUUCCGUUUUUCGCAUCAAGUCCGUCUCUCCGGAGUUCGACUUCAUGCGGCCAUUCGAUAUGGCGAGGAAUGGGGUAUUACACUAAAGUGAAAUGGGGUAUUAAUAGUUUCACUAAAGUGAAACGGGUCACAUAAAGUGAAAUGGGGUUCGCUAUUGCUACGAUUUUUCCGUUGCUGCAAGAAUUUUGGUGCAACUCUAAUUGCAGAACAGGAUGGGUUGUUGGGCGUGAGUUAGUAUUUCUGAAAUUUUCAUCUGGAUCUAAUGGUAGUGGUGGCUGCGUCUGCGGCAAUAAUUGUCUUUAUAUUUUUCUAUCUCUCUUCAUCUCGCAUGAUCCACCAAUAAUUGUGUCAACUCCAGGUCUCUCUCGGUUCCGGAUUCCUUGUCCGUUCGCAGAGUCCGGACACCUCUCCGGAUGCUAAUGACGGCGAUACGAAAUUUGACCCUUUGGUUAUCACCAACGCUCACGUGGUGUCCAACGCUGUUAGUGUGAAACUACAACUUCUGGUUUUGGGAGAUGAGUCCUACGAAGCAGAGACAGUCCAAAUUUGCGCGGAUCUCGACAUCGCGUUGUUGCGGUUCAAGGACCCGCAAGCAUUUCAAAAGGUACUUACUUGUUCUUGGUUUUGUUUUUGGUUACAAGGUUCAGGUUCGUUGUAGUGAUUUGUGUUAUAUGUUAUGUUUGUUAUUUUUGUGGUCGAUUAUCUUAUGAAGAUACCGUUGUGUAAUAAUUAUUUCACGACGGAGUAGUUGUUCGUAAUCGUACCUGACGACUUCGUGUCACCGCUGUGUCGUCCCGGACGGCGCGGCCUGGCCGCAAAGCCGCGGACCUUAAGCCUUUAACCUUGAACCUUUUUGUCAGCGCUAUGUAAUAAUUAUUUCACGACGGCAUCGAGGACAAUAAAUGAAGAUUUUUUGCUAUCUUACAUUUUCAUCUCAAUUUAGCUCCAUGACCAUGGUGUCGUCGUGCAAUGAUCAUUUCACGGCGGCAUCCUACUCAUAAAAAGAACCUAACACAAUCGUAUCCACCUUCCACCAACAACAACAGGCCCUCUCCUCGUCCGAGCCAUCCAUUCAACUGCUCCCGUUGCAAUUUACCGAAGAGACGCCACCUAUGGGAAGCAAGGUGCUGGCUUUGGGUUUUCCUUUGGGUCAGAACUUGCCAAAGUUGACAGCCGGCGAAAUUUCCGGAAACCAAGAAGUCGACGGGAAUAUUUGCUUUCAGUCGACGGCGCCGAUCAGUUACGAUGCAAGAGGUGGAGAUGGAAAUAGAUGGGUUAUCUGAUUCUUUUUUGACGUUACCUCAUGCUAUUAUAUUAGAGAUAUUAUGGUGCUGCAGUCUACUACUUGUGCUGCUUGUCCCACCCCCACCGCACUGCCAAUGUCACCUCCAUCGCACGUGGUCUCCUAAACCCUAAACCCUCUAACUCCCUCCCGGCAACAGUGGCGGCCCUCUUUUACUCGAGGAGAAUAAGAAGGUUGUGGGCAUCAACUUUGCGAAAGCAGGAGGUGGUGAGAACGUCAACUACGUCAUCCCUUUUUUUAUGGCUACCGCUGAAGCAUCCUCACCAUCGUCCCUGGCUUGUUUUUUUCUACGUGAAAGAGUAGCCAAGGACGCUUUCAGGGAUGCGAGCGCGGUAGCUCUAACUUUUGGCGUGUGGAAGAAUCCAUUGGCCUCUACGACUACAACAAUGAAAGACGCAAGGGAGGUGCCAAAGUGCCGACGAGGAAUCAGGUAAUUAUACAUCUUAAUCCUUUCGUCCUACAACGAUUACGAACAAAACCUCGACUACUAGAAACAUCUGCGACCUAUCUAAAUGUUAAUAGUGAAUACCAUAAUUAUGGUUUACAUAGUGCAAUUAUUUGUGUUGUAAGAACACAGACAUCUUCACCCUUUUUCCCAGAUUCGCAUUCCUCGUACCGAGAUCCGGGUUGCUUUUGGGAACAAGGCCAUCUACGAUUUGGAUCCUAAGUGCAACAGCACUGGUGUCCUCAUCACCGAAAUCGAUGACCGGUCGUUCUUCAAUUAUGCCAUUUGUUUUUCGAUUUGAAUGCCAAACCUUAAGCAUUUCCUCUGUUUGUGUCCCCUCACAAGGAGAAGCAGAAGUCCACCAAACCACAGCUAAUCUAGAAAUCCGGCAUUGACUGAACUUUGUUUUCCAAGUGUGUUUUCAUUUCACCAAUAUUAGCACUACUUCAACUAGUACCACUGCGCGCCCUCUCUCUUUCUUUCUUUCUUUCUUUCCAUUCCUCUAUGAACCAUAGACAGCUACUUACUCAUUUAUUCCUUUCUCUCCCUUUCUCUAAUGCCCAAACGCCAAGCCUCUUCCGUCUGUUGGCACAUACCUCGUAAAAAUUGGAGACUCGAUGGUUGACAAAUUUGGACAAGGAAAGCAGCAGAAGUACCUGGCCGAUCAAAUGUCAUUUGAGAACUUGUUUUUCUUGCAAGGGGACAAAACCAAGUGCACCACCUGCGGAACGGCAUGUCCAGAUUGCAAUGCGCUGUUUAAUUAUGAGUCUGUCUUCAAUGGUUUUCUUGGUCGUUGCUUGAUGUUGUAUAGUGUAUGGUCGUUCUGGUAUAUAUUAAUGGUAACCUGAAUUUGAAGAUCACAAGGAUAUUCUUCUUGUUUUCCUCAUGAUCAAAAUCAGGCUAUACCAAAUUAUGUCAUCGGAUCGGCACCACCUCUAAUCCAAGGAUGUGGAUUUCUACACAUGCUCCGACGGAAACAUGCAGAAGCACACCGUCAGUCUGCAGUGGGAUGAAAACUAUGACAAGGGAAUCCGAUACAUUCCGGAGCCAGCGUUUGCGAAGGAUGACGUAUUCUAUACUUUUUAUGUGGGUCAUGACAUGUCGGUCUGAUCUCUUUGUUCUUAUAGAGUCAAGUAGAUCUCGCUUGUCUUCUCUCUUUUUUUUUUCGAGCUGCAAGUUGUGAACAAAGUUCAAAAAAUUUCAAUCAGAAACUCAAUAGCAAUACAACUAAACUCAAUUCCACCAACAGCUCAAAUACGUCAUGUUCGGCGACAUUUCUUUGAUGGAUAUGACCGCGAACCUGGUGAGUCAACUGAGUCCGCAGUUGCCGACUAUCUCCCGCUGGCUCCUGCCGAAGGAGAUCGUGACCCCGCAUUUGGCGGUCAAUUUUACGGCAUGAUAAUAUUAGUCAGAACAUUAGUUGACCGCCAAACGCGGGUUCACGAUCAUCUCCUUCGGGGCAGAUCAUGCAUGAAUGAUGAGUUUCGCUUUCAUCGCGUACCUUUUCAACUCUUAUAGUACUCACGAGAACGGUUGUACUCUGCUCGUGUACUCGAAUACCCAAAAUAAGCAAGAACAAGUAACAAAAACAAUAAACGAGCAUCUGAGAUUAUUCUUCUAACACUCGGAUUCGUUCCGGAAGUGAUGCAGGUGAGGUACUUGUCCCGGGGAUGGUCGUGCAAAGGCUCAACGGUUGCGUGGUGAAGAACAUCGAGGACUUCAAGAAGUUCUUUGUGCCUCGCUUGGCCCGCCUGAGCGACUGUGGAACGAAAACCAUCAGUGAUAGUGAGAGGGGCAGCACAGGCGCAGCUUCUUUAUGAACUUACACAUUCUCGAACAAUUUGGGUCUUGCAAUGGUAGAAAAAUUUAGAGAGGUCGCAAGGCCCUCGUGCCAUCGAAGUCAAUCAUGGUUUUUGUAAAACAGUAUACGGGUCUACACCCACACCCUUGAGGGGCUGCAUGUUCGAUAUACAUGUCCUAAGCACGUACUUCUUGACCCUUUCCCUUCUAAGACUAUCUUCGUUCGUCACAUCCACAACGGCUGCGGCUUCUUCAUCAAGAGACGGCUCGUCCACUGCUGGACCUGACAGCACCCCGUCAGCAGGAGGGGCCGGCCGAUCGUCGACAGACGCAGCUUCGACGGAUGGAGGCCUCUACGUCGGUGGACGAAUUGGCGGGGACCCGAUCACAACGGGUUCACCUGCCAACCCGACAACUCCGGCAAACGGAUCUCCUGGCACGACGACAACCACCUCAGAUGGGGCAACAAGAGGCGAUGGCUCAAGCACCCCAGCAGGGACUCAAUCCAGAGCCAGCACACCAGGUGCAGCAACUUCGGGUGUACAAACGAGAGGACAAGAUUCAAGCUCUAGUACCGCUGGUGCUCAAUCCAGAGCUGCGACUACGACUGGCAAUUCCCAAGCCCGAGCAGCCGAGAGCACCACUCCCGCAGGCACAGUCAGCACAGGCCCAGUUUCAACCACCUCCCCUGCUGCAUCUUCCGGCCAAGACGACUCGACCACACCUGCUUCAUCUUCUAGCAUGAUGCUCCUGGAAAAAUCGUCUUCGACUCACAUGGCUCAGAGAUAUCAUACGGCUCUGCAGGCAAAAGCGAGAGCGAUGGACCCAGAAGAAAUCAUGGACAACAUCUGGAGCAUCGAGACGGAUUUGGGCGUCUUCUACGCGGUUCGAUUUUAUGACAUGGUAUUUUUGAUUUAUAACUAGAUAUUCGUGUUCAUUCUUGUUGAGUGCUGAAACGAGAAAUGAAAAAUUUCAAUGCCAAGCAGCAGGCUAAAGAACCUAAAAGCAAGCAUUGAUUGCUUUUAGCCAGCACGCAGACACAGACAAGUACAGAAGAUAGAAAUAACUCACGUUCUUGUACUUGCAAUAUCACUUGGUGUGGCGGCUCAGCGGCGGCAUCCUAUCCUAUCCUAUCCUAUCCUAUCCUGUGUCUCUUCUAAUCGUCCAACGAGACCAUUGCAGAGCAAGUGAACAGCUUCUGCGAGUCUCCGGCUUUCGCUAGUGCUCCGAUCUCAGAGACCGUUUUGCGAGCUCUCCUGGCGAUUCCCGCAGACAAGAUCCAAGUCGACGCAGCCUGUCGAGCUCAGGUGGAACAGAUGCUGAAUUUAUGUGAGAGGAUGAAGACGUUAACAAUCUUUCGUGAUAGAGCGAAACUACGCAUUUUCCUUCCAUCAAUUCUCUUCUAACAUGAGGUGGUGGAAUUCAAUCUUUGAACAGUACCAGUCCGGUCGCUAGUCUUCUCGCUCACUCUGGUUCGGAGCUGGAGCUGCAAGAACAGCCAUCUCAGUUGCUCCUCAAACAGGAGAGAGCAGUGAUCAAAGGCCGAUUUGCCCAGGAGGCACAGCAGACAGAAGACACUGAGUAUGAGGCGGAGGAAGGAAGUAGUGAAGCUGGCUCAGACAAGGACAACGUGGUCAAGAAGGUGGACAAGAAAGGCGUUGUCGCUUCCUCUAAGAAGGACAUCAAGAAGAAGGAUGCUAGCAAGAAAUCCUCAGUUGCUGUGAAGAAGGCAGUCCUGGACACGUCUGGAGGAAAUAAGAACACUUCGUCAUCAAAAUCAGCCUCCAGCAAACUGGAGAAGAAGGUCGAAGCUAAGAAGGCAGAUGCUAAGAAGGCUGUGGAAGGCGUGAAGAACUGGAAGGAGGCUGCCCGUGCCCUUGCUGGCGCGAAGCACGACGGUCGCAGCUCAGAGAGCAUGAGCCAUGCUAGAACGCCACUCCAGGCAGCAACAACCGAUGUCUUGAAGGAGGCGAAAGCACUACAGGAUGAGAAGAAAGUGCUAGCAUCCAGUGCAAAUAAAAAGAAGUCUGAGGCAGGGAAGGGCAAGAAGGCAUCAUCAUCAGAAGCAAAAAAGGCAUCAUCAUCAGAAGCAAAGAAGGCAUCAUCUUCAUCAUCUAAGAAAUCAUCUGCAGCCGUUGUAGACGAGAAGAAAGCAGCAGCACCAGCAAGGAACAAGCUACUCAAGAAGCACACACCUGCAGCCGAUGAUGUUGUAAAAAAGUCUUCAUCAUCUUCAUCGAAAAAGUUGUCUACUUCAUCAUCCUCCAAGCACGACAAGAAGAGCGACAAGCCCGCUGCUUUUGUCCAGCACGACAAGAAGAUCCUAGAUGCUGUGUUCCAACCGAUCAGCUCAGUCGUGAAUUCUCUCUUCUCCUCAGGCGCACACCACAACUCGGAACUAGGCGGUUCAGCCUCACACAGCCAUGGUGAACCGGUAGUGGAGAUGACAAUGAAGAGUGCAGGACCAUUGUCGGUCUUCAAGGAUGCCUAUGGAAGGUUGCGCACCAGCAACUUUGAUCCAGACACCUUUGCGUAAUCUGGUAUAGGUGUGAGAAAAAUCUUCUAGCAGUAGACUGGGAGAUGAAGAGGUACGGGGUGAGGAGUAAAGGAGGAGGAGUAGAAAACUUGACUUAUGGUGGUGGAGUUAGUACUUAGUAGUAGCAGCUGUUGUGAAUGUGAUUUUUUAUAAGUAGCUGCAGUAGACGACGAACACGAGUAACAAGAGGUGCUGAUUAAAAGCAAGAUGCCGGGAUGAUCAAGCGAACUUUCAUUUUUUUCGUAGACUGAUUCGAUACUAACACACAAGAAUGAAUUGACAUUCGAGAGUAGACAAGUUCAUUUUUGACAUUAAUAACGUACGACAAACAAGGUUGCAAUCCCAGUUACAUCAUGCUAAUGAAAAAAGAUUUGUAAAGAAAAAAUAGAAAAAGCUGAAUAGAAGGAGGAGUGGUAUGUGAAUAAAGACGAGGUAUCUUCACCAAGUGUCGCCCUCAGAUGAAAAGAAUGUAGUGUACAAAGUAGAGGUUUAGAACAGCGGAAAAUAUAACUACAGUGUUUAUUUUUUCAUGGAAAUUAUAUUCUUCUGAAGAAUACAGCCAUCCAUCAAAUUUGAGGUGGUGGGGCAUCCGCAUCGCUCUCAGCAAAAAUAACUAGACAUAGGAGAACUCCACUAGUUUGCAUUAUCGUCAUCGCAGUCAUCGUUUGUUACCCACACAUCAAUGUCAUUGAUAUAUCUGCAACUUCUACCAUUAGAUUUAGCAGUCUUUCUUAGAAGUAGAAGAUACAAAUACAUCCGAUUCAAUUCGUAAUUCUUUCAUGUUGUUUACGCAGCAUCCGAAUAAUCAAUUCAUCGAUAAAGUAGAUGCAGAUGUGCAUACAAUUCAACACCAUUAUGUCAUUCAUUGACCGUAAGAACAAUUAAUGCGACACAUGAGAUAACCCUUUGCACAGCGAACUGUUUUCAACAUUAUUAAAAUGCUUUGUUUUGUAUAUAUAAG
This is a messenger RNA of Amoebophrya sp. A25, 7905 nucleotides long. The record is from the annotation of a GenBank genome assembly. Lineage: Eukaryota; Dinophyceae; Syndiniales; Amoebophryaceae.